CGAGGCGAGUUUCCGCGUCAAAAAUCAGUGAGCCAGCAGAACACACCACUCGUCCUUCAAUUUCAUUCUCUGCCGCCGAUGCCGCUGCUGCUCGUUUGUUUUCGUUUUUAAAAAAACCAAACAAAAACCAAUCCAUCCAUCUAUCUGCCUUUAUAUCAUAUUAGAUAAGAAAACAAGGGAAUUUCGAAAACAGAUCGGUGAAGGGAAGGAAAAAAAACCAAACCCUAAAAGGGAAGAAAAUGAAAAGUCAGCAAUUCUGAAUGGAAAUCCGAUUCUCUUUACCCAGAUCAUCCACUUACACCUCUUUCCGGUUCAUCCGCUUCUCUCUCUUCUUCUCUGGAGGCUGAUUGAUUUUCUUUUUCUUUUUUGUUUCCUGUAAAAUAAAAACUGCAUUUACAUAUAUAUAUAUAUAUAUAGAGAGAGAGAGAGAGAGCGCGCGCGCUCGUGGAUGGAGGAGAGUCCUGGGACGGCGGCCGAUGGUGGCAUAGGUCCGAUUGUGUGGGUGCGGAGAAGAAACGGGUCGUGGUGGCCUGGUCACAUAAUGGAGGCGGAUGAGCUCGCAGAGUAUAAUCUAACAUCGCCGCGAACAGGGACUCCGGUCAAACUCCUUGGAAGGGAUGAUGCUAGCGUGGACUGGUACAAUUUAGAAAAGUCAAAGCGUGUGAAAGCAUUUCGGUGUGCUGAAUUUUCUGAUUGCAUCAAAAGGGCUGAAUCUGCCUUGGGCAUGCCAAUCAAGAAAAGAGAGAAAUAUGCACGUCGAGAAGAUGCAAUUCUUCAUGCCCUUGAGCUUGAAAAGCGACUCUUGAUAAAGCAAGGAAAAUUGGGUGUUGCCCAGGGCAGCCCAAGAAGUAAAUCAUCUGGGUCUGUGAAGUCCGAGCUGGGUGCAUUUUCAGAAGGCUUAGGAAGUAAUAUUGGAAAACCUGAGGAUGUUAAAUGGAACCUACCUUCUAGAGAAGUUGAUACAGAGAUUCCAGGCAGUCCACUUCCAUUGAAAGCUAAGGAUGGAGAUCAAACAGUUUUAGAAGAUCACAGUGAGGAAAUGCUGCGGACGAGAGGUUCGCAGGACUUCAGGCUGAGGACUUCUUUAAAGCGAAAACUUUCGCCUUCUGUUGAUUUAGAUGGUUCUUGGAGGAGACCUAUAGCAGACCACAAAUAUGAGGAUCCUCCUAACAGUGCCCCUCUUGUGGAAAUAACUGCUCAUGCAAACGGAUUGGAGAAGAUGGGAGAUAUUUUCCAGGCAAAGAGGAGGGGAUGUUCUAACUUGCCUGCUGAUUCUAGUGAUUCUACAGAUGAUAAAGAACUUCCUCCAAGCCAGAAUAAGAUGUCUUCUUCUUGCUUUGAAGACAGGGUGCGUUCCCAUGCUGGUUCAUCAAAUGAAGAGGAGUCGUCCUCUGGAUCUAUGGAAGAUAUUGAAUCUGAUUUUUCUGGAUCUAAUUCAUCUGAAUCCGUGUCUGAUUCUUCUCAGACUGAACCAGAUAUGGACAAAGAAAUGGUUGUUUUUUCAGAUGUUGCUGUGCCUAUAGAAGCUGAACAGGAUGUUCUGGGACAGCCUGAUGCACCAGCACAACAUGCUAGUACAUGCAGUGACGAGUCUGAUGGAUCAAUGUCUUCUGAUGACAUGGAUAACCUUUAUCAUGAUGACCUCUUUCUUGCGAACGAAGCAGUGUCCAAAUGGCAAUUGAAGGGGAAAAGGAACAUUCGAUAUCUUACACAGAAGCCUGUCAACAUGGAAUAUGGAAAAGGUUCUAAUGGAGCUUCUCAUGGAACCUUUUACAGGAUGAAAGGAAGUAUCUCUAGCCAAAGGGCAUAUGGUUCUCAUGAUGCCAAUUUGGGCAGAAAAUAUAUUGGGUCCAAACCGAAUUGUCCUGGCAACAGAGGUUAUUCUUAUUCAUCAAGGUUGGCGUCCAGAGAUCAAAAUAAUACUGGUCGUAAUAUGAUAGAAUGGGAAGGCAUGGGUUUGGAGGAUCAACAUACUUUUAGGAGACACUGGGAAGACAGAGGGGAGCACUCUAAUCCAAUAUUUGCUGGCCAUCACCAUUUUGGGGGAAGGGCAAGAUCUAUGUUAAUAGAUGUGGAUUUAAAGGUCAAAUCAAGCUACCAAAAAGAUCGUGUUCCUAUUGUUUCCCUUAUCAGCAAGUUUGAUGGGAAGGCAAUAAUAGGACAUCCGAUCUUAAUUGAAGCUGUGGAAGAUGGUUCAUCUGAAACUUAUUUCCCUCUGAAUGAUUAUUAUAGCAAUGAAGCAGUUGACCAUGAUGAAAGCACUUCACUUCCACCAGCAUGGCGGACUGCAAGAAGGACCAAUUCUAGGGUACCUCGCCCCCAUUUAUCAUCAGUGUUGGGAGUUGAUGCUGGUGCUGAGGAUAUUCCAUUUAUGGAUCAAGAAAGAACAGUUCCGUUUAGGAAAUCAAGUGCAGGCAGUUUCAGUUACAAGGCAAACCUGGUGAGGAAGAGUCUUCCCCACAUUUCCCGGUCUUCAGCAGACAAGAAGCUCCCGAGAAAACUGCCAAAGAAAGUAAGCUUACCAUCUAAUCAAAAAACGAGAACCCUGUCAUCAAUUGGUAUCAAGCAGAAUUCUGUUUCUAAGCCAAUGCACGAUACGAGCAAUGGUCAAAUGGAUGGGCUUAUCAAACCUGAGACAUCUGCGCCAACUACGGUUGCUUGCAUACCUGUCAAAUUAGUUUUCAGUAGGUUACUUGAGAAGAUCAAUAGACCUCCAUCAAAAACAGCUAUCAAAGUGGUGGUCUUGAACAUGGAUAGGGAUAGGCAACCUUCAUAGAUAACAUGUGUAUUGUUAUCAAUCGCUACUUUGCUCUGUACGUUGUCAGAAAUGGCAAUGUGAGGAUCUUGUCUCUUCAAUUAGAUGGUGUGGUGUAAAAGAAGAGCUUUUAUAUACUGAUCAGUCGUGGCAACGUUGUGGUUCUGGUAUCAUUAGUGGCAGCUUUUCCUGGGCACUGGUGUCCUGGAAUGGAGGCUUUAGGCACAAAAGAAGAAGAUUAGAAAUUAUCACAGAUGAUAGAAGCUAGCUUGGAAUUCAGAUAGAUGUGUACAUAUUUUCUUCUAUAUAACGCUAUACUUUCAAUUUAUCUUUUUGAAAGGCAUAGAGAAACUUGCUACGGAUCAGAUCACUCUGCUUUUGAAUCUAUGGUUUCAUUUUGAAGGUCA
This is a messenger RNA of Populus trichocarpa (black cottonwood), 3162 nucleotides long. RefSeq lists its product as uncharacterized. Lineage: Eukaryota; Viridiplantae; Streptophyta; Magnoliopsida; Malpighiales; Salicaceae. The record is from RefSeq and is a predicted model, not a curated record. Bases 449 to 2776 code for a protein of 775 amino acids. The transcript is spliced from 4 exons.